AUCAUCACAUCUCUUUCUUUUCUGCUCGCGCCCACAGAGGAUCACUCCCGAUCUCUUCUCUUUGUUGCUCAGCAUCAUUCACUUGCUUUGCUAGCUUACCCAAGCUUUGCUCCCCGUCCGCUAAAACUGUGCGCUUCAAAUCCAGACCGAAAAUGGCUACUUCCUUCAGUUCCCGUUUUGCCCCCAUCACAUUCCUUUAUUUGCUCAUCCUCACCUGCAGUUUCAGCCCCAUUUUGGGGAUUAACAUCACCAAUCUCUUGUCUUCCUAUCCAGAUCUCUCCGACUUCGCUAACCUCCUUUCCACCACCGCCGUCGCCGGAGAUCUGAGCCACCGCUCCUCUAUCUCGCUCCUCGCCGUCCCCAACUCAUUCCUCCGGUCCUCCGAUCUGACCCGCCGCCCCUCUUCCACCAACCUCGCCGACGUCGUCCGCUACCACGUCCUCCUCGAGUUCCUCUCCUGGCAGGACCUCCGCCAGAUUCCGGCCUCCGGGAAACUUGUCACCACUUUGUACCAAACCACCGGCCGUGCCACCAGCAACUUCGGCUCCGUGAACAUCACGCGCGACCCUUCCACAAACGCCGUCUCCGUCCGCUCCCCCGCCGCCUACUCGCCCUCCAACGCCAGUGUUCUUUCCGUCAUCAAAACCCUUCCGUACAACAUCUCAAUCUUCGCCGUCAGUUCCCUCCUCGUGCCCUUCGGCUUCGAUCUAAUGGCGUCGGAGACGCGGCCGCCGCUGGGCCUCAACAUCACCAAGACCCUCAUUGACGACCACAAUUUCAACGUCGCCGCCUCGAUGUUGAACGCUUCAGGCGUCGUCGGAGACCUGGAGAAAGACGAGGCCGGCGCCGGGGUCACGCUCUUCGUGCCCACCGACGACGCUUUCGCGAAUCUGCCGGCGACGGCGAGCUUCCAAUCUCUGCCUGCCGAUAAAAAGGCAACAGUGUUGAAGUUUCACGUGCUGCACUCGUACUAUCCGCUCGGCUCGCUCGAGUCGAUUGUGAACCCGGUUCAGCCGACGCUCGCGACCGAAGAGACUGGCGCCGGAAGAUUCACAUUGAACAUAUCGAGGGUGAACGGCUCGGUGGCCAUCAACACCGGAAUCGUUCAGGCAUCGGUGACUCAGACCGUGUUCGACCAAAACCCAGUCGCCAUUUUUGGGAUUUCAGAGGUUUUGUUGCCCAAAGAGAUCUUUGGGAAGAACCCAAUCCUGGGGAGUAAGCCUGGUACUGAUAUUGGCGGCGGUGCUGAGCCGCCCGAUAUUUCAUUAUCGCCGGAGAAAUCGCCGGGAGAGCAUGGGCCGCCUAGUCAUUUGACAGCUCCGCCGGGUUUUCGCGAAGAAAUCCGAUCGGAAGCAGCCGAUGACGGCGUACGGAGGCUCUUCCUCGCUAUCUGCUGUAUAGGAUUGUACGUACUGCCAUUUGUUCGGCCAUUCCUUUCCUUUAGUGCCAAUUCGCCGGCUGCCGGAGAAAUGACUGGUUCAGGGUUACUUUGGUCAAAUUACUGGGCGAUUCUACGGUUUAGCCGCUGGGAUUGUUGGCAAAGUGAACGUAAUGAGGAUGUACGGUCCCGCGAUUUGGACGGUGAGGAUGGAGAGUCAGCGGAAAAGCUGAAAUCCCGGAUUAUUCGUGCCGUCGGAUGUUGAUUUUGAAGUGAUGCUGGGGAGCAGCGUACGAUCAGAUCUCCAAGGAUUGGGAUUAUAGUAUGUUGGGUGGAGGGGGUGGGAUGGGGGUAGGUACUACUACUACUACUACUACUACUCACUGAGAGAGAGCGUAGAUGAUGUUGCGAGAUGGACGGUGCGGAUGGGGCCGCCCAGUAAAAGCUUCCAUAAAUGCGCAUGUGGUGGUCAGUGGUACCAACUACUUGGGCUCCAUUGCCGACGCCGGACUCACAAGGAGGCCCACAUGUUCAAUUUACAUCCAACCCCCAAAAUAAACUAUCUUAGUGCCACGUACAAAUGUAAAUGCAUAUUAAAAAUAUAAUUUACACUAAAAUAAAUGGAGCCUUAUUUUUACUAAUUUUGAAAUUUAUGUUGGUCCUAACAUAAAAUUAUCCAAAAACAUUUUUAUUAGGAAAAAUGAAAUGCGGUCACUUGAGUUGUAGUAACUAGAAUAGAAUGACACCUAUGGGCUAUAAUUUGUACUAGUUGGCACAUAUAUUUGAUAUUUCAGAGCAUUGGCUGAAUUGCUAUUUUA
Molecule: messenger RNA, 2196 nt
Organism: Diospyros lotus (date-plum)
Lineage: Eukaryota; Viridiplantae; Streptophyta; Magnoliopsida; Ericales; Ebenaceae
Product: fasciclin-like arabinogalactan protein 4
Exons: 2
Coding region: 153-1643 (496 amino acids)
Biological process (GO): multidimensional cell growth; mucilage biosynthetic process involved in seed coat development; abscisic acid-activated signaling pathway
Cellular component (GO): plasma membrane
Source: RefSeq, a predicted model, not a curated record